Messenger RNA from Setaria italica (foxtail millet), 2130 nucleotides. RefSeq names its product serine/threonine-protein kinase STY17. The record is from RefSeq and is a predicted model, not a curated record. The coding region runs from base 363 to 1820 and encodes 485 amino acids. The transcript has 12 exons. Lineage: Eukaryota; Viridiplantae; Streptophyta; Magnoliopsida; Poales; Poaceae. Gene Ontology annotation, molecular function: protein binding; ATP binding; protein kinase activity. Gene Ontology annotation, biological process: protein phosphorylation.
CCAUUAUCCCCCCCGCACUCCCACACCGCGCUGCUCGCAACAAUUCCUUAUUUCCAUCACAAGAGAACAAUUUUCCAUAUAUAUUUCCAUCCCGUUGCUGCUUGAGCUUAACUACCAGUAGUACAACCAACACCCAGCGCUGCUGCGUGUAAAUUUGUACUGCUGGCGUCGAUCGAGUCGUCGGCCAAUUGGUUAUUCGGGGGGGCAGAGCAUCCGCCCACGCCCAAUCAUCCGCCCCCAAUCCCCAAAAGCACCCACCCCUCGCGUCGCGCGGUCGCGAGAUCCCACGCGCACUACCCCUCCGCGGCGCGGAUUCUCUCCUCCCCUCCCGCGGCGGCCCCAGGGCCGGCGAGCUAGCAGCGAUGGACGGGGCGGCGAAGAAGAUGACGCGGACCAUCUCGCGGCAGCUCUCGUCGGGGGCGGCGAAGCUGUGGCGCCAGCUAUCGCUGGACCCGCACACCCCGCGGCGCGGCGGCGGGCCGGGGGGCGUCGGGGCGGGGCCGACGCGGUUCGCGAUCGCGAGGCAGUCGUCGCUCGACCCGACGCCGCGGGGUGGGCCGGACGGGUCGUCGGCGCACCAGCAGCUCGCGGUGCCGGAGAACCUGGACGCCACGAUGCGGCUGCUCUUCUCGGCGUGCCAGGGGGACGCAGGCGGGGUGGAGGAGCUGCUCAGGGGCGGGGUGGACGUCGACAGCAUCGACCUCGACGGGCGAACGGCGCUGCACAUCGCCGCAUGCGAGGGGCAGGGGGAGGUCGUGCGCCUGCUGCUCGACUGGAAGGCCAACAUCAACGCCCGCGACCGCUGGGGAAGCACGCCGGCGGCAGACGCAAAACAUUACGGCCAUUUUGAAGUAUAUAACCUUCUGAGAGCACGAGGAGCAAAAGUUCCGAAAACCAAAAAGACUCCAAUGGCCGUGUCAAAUCCUAAACAGGUUCCAGCGUAUGAGCUGAACCCACUUGAACUUGAGUUCCGAAGAGGGGAGGAGGUCACAAAGGGUACCUAUCUGGCGAAAUGGUAUGGCUCAAAAGUGUUUGUUAAGAUACUUGACAAAGACAGCUUCUCGGAUGCAGAUAGCAUAAAUGCAUUCGAACACGAGCUUACCUUACUUGAAAAAGCACGGCAUCCCAAUUUGGUCCAAUUUGUGGGAGCUGUCACACAAAAUGUACCAAUGAUGAUUGUUUCCGAGUACCAUCAGAAAGGUGAUUUAGCAAGUUAUCUUGAGAUCAAAGGUCGCCUGAAGCCUUACAAAGCUAUAAGAUUUGCUCUUGACAUUGCAAGGGGACUGAAUUAUCUCCACGAGUGCAAGCCUGAGCCAAUCAUUCAUGGCAAUUUGUCACCAAAAAACAUCGUGCGGGAUGAUGAAGGACAACUUAAGGUUGCUGGUUUUGGAUCACUGAGUUUGAUUAAAGUCUCCGGAGAUAAACUACAAAUGGCUCAGCCAACGACACAGCUAGACAGUGUAUACACUGCUCCAGAGAUGUACAGAAACGAACCAUUUGACAGAAGUGUAGAUGUAUUUGCAUUUGGUCUCGUUCUUUACGAGAUGAUCGAAGGUACUCCUUUUCACCCGAAGCCACAAGAGGAGGCAGCUAAGAUGAUUUGUUUGGAGGGGCUGAGACCACAAUUCAAGAAUAAACCCAAAUACUAUCCCAAUGAUGUGAAAGAGCUGAUUCAAGAAUGCUGGGAUCCAACGCCUUCUGUCAGGCCGACAUUCGCAGAGAUAAUUGUGCGGCUGAAUAAGAUACACGCAAGCUGUGCUAAGCCAGCUCGCUGGAGAGACACCUUCAAGCUUCCAUGGAAACAUGCUGAAGAAAGGUAGCUGUAAAGUUCCGCGAGGCCGUCAUCAAAGAUUUCCUCCUUUCCCUUUAGCAAAAUGUGAGUAAACAUGAGUGAGAAAUCCUGCCGAGUUACGGAAUAGAAGCCAGUUCCUUUUCAGGUUUUAUACGGUCCCGAAGGAGAAUGCAGUUUGUGUAGCCCGUAUGACUGUAUCUAGGCUUGUGCCUCCGGCCCAAUCUCUUCUGAGCUAUCUUCAUCCAAACGGGAAAAAAAACUGAUCAGUGUAUUAAGUUUCUGAAUAUUCAGCACGUACCACUUCCUUCUUAUGAACUACGGCACGUGAACGUUGUAAA